Molecule: messenger RNA, 3209 nt
Organism: Durusdinium trenchii
Lineage: Eukaryota; Dinophyceae; Suessiales; Symbiodiniaceae
Source: the annotation of a GenBank genome assembly
CCCCAAUGGAUCCUAGACUCAUCAACCAACCACGACAAAAGGCAUGAUCAUAGGCCAUGGGACCUUUGCCACUGUCGCUGCUGGGCUCAAGGAGGUGUAGGCCAAGAUCAGACGAGGAUUGAGUCCAGCAAGGGCGGUGUCCCACCAUGGCUCUCUCGGCCAAGCUGGUGCCGAACGACGCCCUGGGCGCCCUGGGCGCGGAGCGCGAUGGUCUCACGUCCGCCGAGGCGGCGAAGCGCAUCGAGGAGUAUGGCCCCAACGAAAUCCCAGUGAUUGAGACACCCAUCUGGAAGAUGAUCCUGUCACAGUUCGUGGGUACCAUGCCCGUGAUGCUGGAGGUGAGUUGUGUCAUCUCCGCUGCCGCGGGCGACUGGCCCGACUUCUUUGUGAUCUUAGCCAUGGUCCUGGUGAAUGCUGCACUGGGCUUCCGGGAAGAGAUGAAAGCCAAGAAUGCGUUGGCAGAGUUGACGAAUCAGAUGGAGUCCAGCAUCCCUUGCUUACGGGAUGGGCAGACGCAGUCCUUACCUGUCUCAAAGUUGGUUCCCGGCGAUGUGACCCACCUGCGCGGCGGCGCGCUGACGCCCGCGGACGUGGAGUGGCUCGAGGGCGACGUCCUGACGAUUGACACCGCGGCGCUGACCGGCGAGCCGCUCCCGCGGAAGUACCCCAGCGAGGAGUAUGGAAAGCUCAUCCUCUCCGGGACUACAGUCAAAUCUGGAGAGGCCUACUGCGUGGUGCGGCUCACGGGCACGAACACGGAGAUCGGACAGGGCCAGGCCGACAUCAUGGCUGACCGGCAGACGGCCGCCGUGAGUGUUUUCGAGCAGCGGGUCAUGGUGGUGGUGAACAUCAUCAUCUCGCUCGCAGUCUUGGAUGCGAUUUGCAUCGUGCUGGUGCAAGGUUUGGUGCGAAAUGGCUUCGAUGAGGACUUCAAGGGCACCCUGCUAACGGCCCUGUCCAUCCUCAUCGCUGCCGUGCCCAUCGCGCUGCCACUGGUGCUGCAAGUGACCAUGGCCAUUGGUGCUUACCGCAUGGCCACGGACCACCACGCUAUCGUCACGCGGAUGUCCGCGUUGCAGGAUAUCGCGUCCAUGGACGUCUUGUGCUCGGACAAGACGGGCACUUUGACAACUGCAAAGAUGAGCAUCAACUUGGAGAAGAUCUGGACUGCCAAGAAGGAGGGCUUCAAUGCGGUGGACCCCUACCUCUACCGGGCGCCGAACCAGGAGUUGGCUCAGCAGCAGAUGUUGCUGGUGAUGGGGAUUCUGGCCUCGAACCCUGACAAGAAGGACGAUGCCAUUGACGGAGCCCUGCUGAGAGCCUGGGACAAGAUGAAGCAGGAGCAGGGCGAUGCGCCCGGCAAGAUGAAGGAGGGCUAUGAACAGCUGGACCUUACUGGAUUCAAUCCCGAAGUGAAGAGGACCGUGGCCACGGUGAAGCGCCUCUACGAUGACCGGAAGCUCAUUGUGGCCAAGGGCUUGUGCUCAAAGGUGAUGGACACCUCGAGCGGUGGCCAAGACUCGGGGAAGCUCCAGUGGACGUGCGAGGAAUGCAAAGAGGAAGGCUUCUUGGAGAUGGUGCAGAAGACCGACCAGGAGUUGUCCUCCGCGGGCUACAAGACCAUCGCCGUGGCCGCCGGCAUCGAGGGGGAAGGCAUGCACUUCCUGGGCUUGUUGCCCAUGAUCGACCCCCCGCGCUACGAUACCGCCAUCACCGUGCGGCGGCUGAUGGAUGCGGGCGUGGAGGUGAAGAUGAUCACUGGCGACCACCUGAACAUUGCCAUCGAGACGGCACGCAUGGUGGGCAUGGCCACGAACAUCUUGCCCGGUGAGGCCACCCGCGAGGGCGGCCACACCGGCGACGAGACGAUCCGCCAGUCCGGUGGCUUCGCGCAGGUGUUGCCCAGGGACAAGCGCGAGUGCGUCUUGGCGCUGCAGCGCUCCUACGAGCUCGUGGUGGGCAUGACAGGCGACGGCGUGAACGACGCCCCGGCGCUCUCGGCGGCGCAGUGCGGCAUCGCCGUGGAGGACGCGACGGAUGCGGCGAAGAACGCAGCGGCGAUGAUCCUCACCACCGAGGGCCUCUCCGCGGUCUUUGGUGCCGUGGUGGAGUCCCGGAAGAUCUUCGCCCGGCUCUUCUCGUACGUCUCCUAUCGCCUGGCUGCCACCAUCCAGAUCUUGCUCUAUUUGAGUAUUUUGGUCUAUGUCUUUGACUGUACCCUCGACCCCUUGUACGUGAUCCUCCUGGCGCUCUUCAACGACGUCACCAUGAUCCCCGUGGCGGAGGACCGGCAGACGGCCGCCGCGGAGCCGCAGCACGCCAUGAUUGGGCACUUGAUUGGCUUCUCGAUGACCUUGGGCGUCUUCCAGAGUGUGGCAUCCAUCAUUUUCUACCUGUGCAUGGACAUGGGAUUGGUCAAGGGCAUUGAGAGCCACACCAAGACUGGGCACUACCCGACCUCAGUCCAUGCACAGAAUGCAAUCUGGCUCCAGGUGUCCAUCGCUGCGGAGUUCUUGAUCUUCUCAGCUCGGUCGCCUGGGCUUUUCUUCUUCAGCAGGCCUUCCACGGAGCUCUUCAUCUCCACCAUGCUGGGCAACGUGCUCUCCACGCUGUUGGCCGUGUAUGCCUUCCCAGAGCCUUUGGACGCCCAAGAGUGUCUGAUCGUUUGGGCCUAUGACCUUUGCGCGCUGCUGGCGGUGGAUUUGGCCAAGAUGGUUUACAAGUUUAUCCAUGAGGCAGGGGACGCUGGCAUCAUUGAUGAGUAUGAGCUGGCCUUGGAGGACGAGAGCCUGAAAAAGGAGGAUGAGAGUCAGCCCCCUGUGGACCCUGAAGCGAAACUGCGCUCCGUCCGGGAGAGCAUGAAGAUGAUGCAGCAGAACAGCAUGCGCUUGAGUCAGAAGGGUCGCAGCUCCAUGAAGUUCUUCGCCACGGGACAGCAGCGCUCUUCGCGCAUCAUGUCCCAAUCUUCCAGCAUGGCCAACAAGAGCUUCACAAAGAUGCGCAGCUCGAUGGUCUACGGCGACGACCUGCGGAAAAGGACUCCUGCCUCGAUUCGCUUCAAGUGAGCAAGCAGCAAGACAGUUUCGGAUUUUGUGCGGCGCGCCCCCCCGCGCCCUGUGCGUUUGGCGCAAAGCCGCAACCCCUUUUGUCGGCGCCGUUCCAAGGCCUGAGCCGACCGAAUCGCUUGUGGCAAUUAUGGGCACGAAAAA